UAGGAUCAUACCUACCACCUGAGGUGAAUUUACGAUCUACGCCUUGACCCAAGAACGAAUUAAUUCAUUAAUACCCGAUGAUAUCCCACCAUUUUCUAUCUUCCUUCAUACGCAGGUGUUCAACUACGUCAAUUGAAGACUUAUCACCCCAAUAUCAAUGUCUCCAAAAAAGAUGCAAUAAUAAGUAAGGAUUCUUCUACAUAUAUAAAACCAUUGCUAAUACGAUCCUAAGACAAAUUUCAUUCAUUUGAACAAAAACUCACCACCACAUUCCCUUCGACCCAUAUAAAAAACCAUGCCACCUCAUCUUCAUCCCCGCUCAAAAUUUACCUCCUCCCUCUUCGCAGGCACCCUCUUUGCUAGUUUCUUCGUAGUAGCGCUUCCGCAUGUUCUCCCGUGUCCAGCACCGCGCGUUGUAUAUGCGGAUGAUGGGUCCGGAUCACAGAGGCCGAGGAGGAGAAGGCGGAAAUGUCCUGUUGAUGAGGUGGGGGAGCAGGGUCAAGAACAGGCACAGGACCAGAGUGCAUUGCAGGUUGAGCAGGGAGAAAGAGGGGGAGUAAGUGGAUACAAGGAUUUUAAUGAGAAGAUACGGGAGGAAAUGGGUGGUAGUGGGGAAUCGGAUGAUGGGGAGGAAAUAGAAGGGAGGAGGAAAGCGAAGCGCGAGUGUCCGGUGCCGAAACCUGGGGGUGUUAUUGGGGGGAUCUUGGGUUUUAAGUCGAGUGUUGAGGAAAAAGGCUCGAAACCACCGUAGCGAAGGAUAUCCUUUUGGACCGAUUUGAAUAGAAAAGGUGGGAAUUGAAUACAAAUAUCCCGGGAAUACAAAGCAAGAGAUGCCCAAUGGUCAUGUACCGGAGAACAGUAUAAGAAUACUUCUGGCGGUGGACUGAAUCUUCUUUACCCUCCCAUGAAAGCGCAAAUUCAUUAAAAUCAAGGUUAUCACUGGUAUAUUUUAAUCUUUCGGUCCCGAUGCAUGGCUCUUGGACAUCUCUUGCGCAGAAUAUAUGCAGUAGGAUUGUAUAUAUGGUACCACUCAAUGUACAUUAUGAUCUGAUAUCGAGUUUAUAAACUCUCCCAUCAAAGAUGGCCACUGGUUGGCUAACAAACAUUUGGGUGGUUAUGGACUUUACAAAUCCAUGUACGCAUGCCUCGGUGAAACGCUCAUGUAUUGUGGAUCCAAGCAAUGAAAUAAUGGAUCACAUUGUAAAUUGGUUCAGUUCUUUUUAUUUGUCUUAAAAACAAUUUCAACUCACGAAUUCAUACC
Sclerotinia trifoliorum is the source of this 1261-nucleotide messenger RNA. The record is from the annotation of a GenBank genome assembly. NCBI's taxonomy places the organism in Eukaryota, Fungi, Ascomycota, Leotiomycetes, Helotiales, Sclerotiniaceae.